Messenger RNA from Didymodactylos carnosus, 1461 nucleotides. NCBI's taxonomy places the organism in Eukaryota, Metazoa, Rotifera, Eurotatoria, Philodinida, Philodinidae. The record is from the annotation of a GenBank genome assembly.
AUGCCCAUAUCAGUUCAAGAAUUAAAAGGGAACUAUGGCGAUAGUGAUUAUAGCAGUGAUUCAGAUCAAGAUCCACAUGAUUUAGAGGAUAUUGCUGGAGUUCCUUAUAUUCAAGCCCAGUCUAUACGUAAUAAAAUUGACGAAAUAAAUCUUUUAUUGCAAGAAGGGAAACAAAUUGAUCUGUUGCAAUAUGCACCGUUAUACAUAGUACAUUAUCGUGGAACACAUUUUUUCACUCAAUUCUUUACACAAGAUAAACGGCGCCAAGUUCGAAAUGAAAUUCAACAUGGAAUAUUUAAUCAAAGAGGAAUUUAUAGUUCGGCAGUGUAUGACGAAGCUAAAUUAAAAAUAGGUGAAACAUUGAAUACAACUGAAAAAAGACAUCGAAUGAGAGAAGCGAUCCAAACAAUCAAUGGCAAGUUUAGGCUCAUGGAAAAAACUAAACCAGAGACAAAAAACGCAUCGUAUGGAAAAGGAAAACGUCACAAAAACUUAUUGUUGCGACAUUAUCAACGUUUUGUUAAUAAUUACGAAGAGUUUCGACAAGAAAGUGAAUUGGGUACUGAGGAACAUUAUAAGAUACUACGAGGUGGAAAUCCCUACAUUUCAACAGCGGAUGAUCCAAGACACGCAGUACUGUAUGCGUUAGGAGGAAAAUCUGAUAUAAAACAUGGCACAUUGAGGCCAUGCUAUUCGGCUAACAAGAAGCAACCAACUCGUGCUAAACAUCCCAAAGUAGGUUAUGUUCAAAUCAUAUUGCAUUCGCUUAGAAACGAGUCUGACGAAAAACUUGUUAAAAAGCUGGAAAAACUUACCAUGAAUGAUGAUAAAAAAUCUAAAUUAGUAAAAAAAUUGCAACAUCGCGAUCAAGGAAAACAAUCUGUAAUCAAGGAAUCGGCUGAGCUAGCUAAACAUGUAGCCAAACAAAAUAUGAAAUGUUUUAACGUUCCUGGGGAUGGACAAUGUUUUUAUCAUUCUGUAGAACACCAGUUAGAUCGAGUACUCGGGGCCGCAGAAUUUCAAAAUUUGACUACUCAACCAAUUAUCGAACACGGCAUCAACGAAAUAUUGAACAACAUUGAUCAUUAUAUAGGGUGUCAAACCGAUAUAGAUGAUCCGAAUGAAUUUAUUAAUAGUUUAGAAAAUGAAUGGGCAGAUAAUUGUAUGAUUCAAGCUAUCGCCGACGCUCUAAAUCUAGAAAUUAGAAUUAUACGUAGUGAUGGAAAUACCAAUACAAUCCAAGGUAGAAACAGUGAACAUAUUAUUUAUUUGGGAUAUGAAGUUGGUUUACACUACCAUUCGUUAAUUUAUCUUGAGAAUAAUAAAACUAAUGAAACGACAAUAAUGAAUAAUGAUGAUGAUAUUCAAUUUAAAACAAAAUCUGAUUUAGACGAGUCUGACGAAAAACUUGUUAAAAAGCUCGAAAAACUUACCACGAAUAAUGAUAAAAAUCUAGAUUAG